Messenger RNA from Acomys russatus (golden spiny mouse), 1743 nucleotides. It is a transcript of the gene Ivd, whose product is annotated as isovaleryl-CoA dehydrogenase. The record is from RefSeq and is a predicted model, not a curated record. Gene Ontology annotation, cellular component: mitochondrion. Lineage: Eukaryota; Metazoa; Chordata; Mammalia; Rodentia; Muridae. Bases 51 to 1325 code for a protein of 424 amino acids. Gene Ontology annotation, biological process: L-leucine catabolic process. Gene Ontology annotation, molecular function: flavin adenine dinucleotide binding; 3-methylbutanoyl-CoA dehydrogenase activity. The transcript is spliced from 12 exons.
AUUGGUGGAACGUAAGCAAAAGCAGUCCGAGGUCUUAGUGCAAGGCAGAGAUGGCGACUGUGUUCCGGCUGCUGGGUCGGAGGGUGUCUAGUUGGAGACUGCGGCCAUCACCGGCUCCCUUCGCUGUCCCGCAGCGGUCCCACUCGAUAUUGCCUGUGGACGAUGAUAUCAAUGGGUUAAACGAGGAGCAGAAGCAGCUUCGUCAGACUAUAUCUAAGUUCCUCCAGGAGAAUCUGGCCCCCAAGGCUCACGAGAUUGAUCAAGCCAACGAGUUCAAGAACCUGAGAGAGUUCUGGAAGCAACUGGGGAGCCUGGGAGUCCUGGGCAUCACAGCGCCCCCCCAGUUUGGUGGCUCUGGCCUGGGCUACCUAGAACACGUGCUGGUGAUGGAAGAGAUAUCACGGGCUUCUGGAGCAGUGGGACUCAGCUAUGGCGCCCACUCCAACCUCUGUGUUAACCAGAUCGUUCGCAAUGGAAGUGAGGCGCAGAAAGAGAAAUACCUGCCGAAGCUCAUCAGUGGUGAAUUCAUCGGAGCCUUGGCCAUGAGUGAGCCCAAUGCUGGCUCUGAUGUUGUCUCCAUGAGGCUAAAAGCAGAAAAGAAAGGAGACUACUACCUUCUGAACGGCAGCAAGUUCUGGAUCACCAAUGGCCCCGACGCGGAUGUCCUGGUUGUCUAUGCCAAGACAGAUUUGACUGCUGUACCCGCUUCUCGAGGCAUCACAGCCUUCGUCGUGGAGAAGGGUAUGCCUGGGUUUAGUACCUCCAAGAAGCUUGACAAACUGGGCAUGAGGGGCUCCAACACCUGUGAGCUAAUCUUUGAAGACUGCAAGGUUCCUGCUGCCAACAUCCUGAGCCAAGAGGGCAAGGGUGUCUACGUAUUGAUGAGUGGGCUGGACCUAGAACGCCUGGUGCUGGCAGGUGGGCCCCUUGGGAUCAUGCAGGCUGUCCUGGACCACACCAUCCCCUAUUUGCAUGUGAGAGAAGCCUUUGGCCAGAAGAUUGGCCAAUUCCAGCUGAUGCAGGGAAAGAUGGCUGACAUGUACACCCGACUCAUGGCAUGUCGACAGUAUGUCUACAAUGUCGCCAAGGCCUGUGAUGAGGGCCACGUCACUGCCAAGGACUGUGCUGGUGUGAUUUUGUAUGCAGCUGAGUGCGCCACGCAGGUUGCCCUGGAUGGCAUUCAGUGUUUAGGUGGGAAUGGCUACAUCAAUGACUUUCCCAUGGGCCGAUUUCUUCGAGAUGCCAAACUGUAUGAGAUCGGAGCCGGCACCAGCGAGGUGAGACGGCUGGUCAUCGGUAGAGCUUUCAACGCAGAUUUCUGCUAGCCUCUGCUAGCCUCACAGCCCAUCACCCCCUGGUUCUGGCACCAAGAGGCCUUUCUUUGGAAGCUGAGGCAUGGCAGCCCUCUCGCCUGUGUAAGGAAGCUCUGCUGCCCAACUUCCCUUCUCAUGCCAGCCCAUGACUCUGUUGUGAGGUGGGAUUCUCCAGCCUGCCACCCAGUCAGGAAAGCUUAAAACGACUGCAAAAAGGCUUUUCUGGGGGCUUCUAGGGAGGGCUUCAGUGACUGUGCCCUUACUUCUAAAUUUGAUAUUCUCACCCUCUGGCAUGGCACCUGAGGACACACAGGUACCCAACUCCUGUUUUUGGGCAAGCUGCUGGCAGAGAGCCCUCCCUGCUCAAGUGUAACGGAAACAUGGCCUCUUUCCAUUUUCUUAUACUUAGUGAUCUUCCCCAACACACGCA